Messenger RNA from Fusarium sp. VM40, 885 nucleotides. NCBI's taxonomy places the organism in Eukaryota, Fungi, Ascomycota, Sordariomycetes, Hypocreales, Nectriaceae. The record is from the annotation of a GenBank genome assembly.
AUGUCCAACUCCAACGACUCCCAGGAAUGGACACAAGUAACUCGCAAGUCCCGCAAGUCCAAUAAACACAGCAAAUCCAAAUCUUCCUCUCACAUCAACUCCCGCUCUGUGGGCCCGCAGACUGAAAACCUGCGUGACCCCUCUGAGCUGGAGAAGGACUACAAUCACUACCGUUCGCGCUGGGAGACUGGCGUGCCGUGCUCUCAGCUGCGUGAGUUUAUCAAGACCAAGGCUGCUAACCUCAAAGAUAUCAAUCGUGCCGUUAACUUUGGUACUGGCUCGUUUGACCUUGAUACCGAAGGCGUUGAUCCCAAGAGAGCGGCGUUUCAGCAGUUGGCUGCCUUUGAGAUUGUCAUUGAGGAAUUAGAGGAAAUCAACGGGAACAAGAUUGAGACCUUCUUCCAAGACCCCGUCUUCAACGAGUCAGAUAAGAAGUUCCUCUCCAACCACGGCCACAUCGUCGUCGAGGACCCAGCAGGUUGCGAGCUGGUCAACCCAAACACCUUCUUUUUCGGCGUCCAUCUCUACAAGCCCGUUUACAAUGUGGCCCUGGCAAAACAUCUCCCCGUGCUCUUCAUCGGGACAGGAUGGGCAGCCUGGGAUGAUAUGUUUGCGACAGAGGGCGUUGAGAACAUGGAGAGAAUGCACAAGUCUUAUGAGAUUUGCGACUUUCCUCAGAAUGAGUCGCGAGCGGACUUUGAUCCGUCGUUUUCGACUACAGUGAUUUACUGGAAGCCUUUGUCUGAGGAGGAGAAGGGUAAGGGCAAGGACAAGGAAAAGGAGAUUGUGGAUGACAAGGAGAUGGUUGAGAAGAAGGAUGAGAAGAAGGAGGACGAAGAUGAGAAUGACUUGUCUAAGAAGCUUGAAUCAACCACCAUCUCUUGA